Solea senegalensis (Senegalese sole) is the source of this 3008-nucleotide messenger RNA. RefSeq names its product TRIO and F-actin binding protein b (gene triobpb). The record is from RefSeq and is a predicted model, not a curated record. Gene Ontology annotation, cellular component: actin cytoskeleton. Gene Ontology annotation, biological process: actin filament organization; positive regulation of substrate adhesion-dependent cell spreading. NCBI's taxonomy places the organism in Eukaryota, Metazoa, Chordata, Actinopteri, Pleuronectiformes, Soleidae. Gene Ontology annotation, molecular function: actin filament binding. Bases 377 to 2032 code for a protein of 551 amino acids. The transcript is spliced from 13 exons.
GCGGAUCCGCCCAGGAAGUGGCAGAAAAACAGAGGCAGAGCAAGUCACACGUAACAUUAGCUUCUCUCUGCUUUUCACAAAGUCGAGAAACUGUGGUUUUUUUAAUCACCCACACGUUCACCCACAUUUACCCGGAUUAAAACAGAUUCUUCUUGGGACAGGACACACUGCUGCCGUGGACUCUGGCGCUUGGCUAGAUUCAGUGAACAUGGCUAUGAAUGGCGGGGUUUUACUUUAACGCUUUUACCAGAGACGACGAAGCUGUGUUUCAAGUUUGAGAGCAAGAAGAGUUGUUUUUUACGUCUGUUUGUUUGUUUUUGUGCGCUAACGGUGCUUUUAUUUUGUCUUUCUUUCACCUUCUCUGGACGCUGGUAUCAUGACGCCUGACCUCCUGAACUUUAAAAAGGGAUGGAUGUCAAAACUGGACAACAGUGGAGAGUGGAAGAAGCAUUGGUUUGUUCUGACGGAUGCUGGACUGAAGUACUACAGAGACUCGAGUGCAGAGGAGAAAGAUGAUAUGGACGGGGAGAUUGACCUGAAACACUGUGUGAACGUGUCGGAGUUUGAUGUGGAGAAGAACUACGGUUUUCAGAUACAGACGAGAGAGACAGUGUUCACGCUGUCCGCUAUGACGGCUGGGAUCAGGCGGAACUGGAUCGAGGUUUUAAAGAAGUCUGUUAGGCCGAGCAGCUCUCCAGACCUCACGCAAUUACCAGAUAGCAACAGUGACAAGGAAAACUCACAUUCACGCUUCCUGCAGUCUUCCCGUCGGCCAUCGUCACGUCACAAUGAGGGCCAGUCAGAAACUCUGUCCCUCGCGCCACCCUCUCAGCGUAGGUUCGACUACGUUGAGCUGUCACCUGUUCCCGUGUCAUCCAGUCCUCUUCCGUCCCAUCAGAGGGAAGCAGGAGAGGGGCAGGGGAGGGAGCACGUCCAGUGGCAGGAGGAGAGGAGCACAAACAGCCAGUGGGAGGCAUUGCUUUCCAGGAAGGGCACGGGCACAGGAUCCAAUCAAAGGCUACGUCUUGAGGACGAACUGGAGAAAAAGUGGGCGGAGUUUGAGCGUAUGCCUUUGAAGGAGAUGAGCGCUUUGCCACCAAUGGGAUCACGGCCCUCCAGCCAGUCAGCCAAUGAGGCGCUGCAGAGGGAGGUAGUGGCGUCACUGAGGCAGCAGCUGGAGGAUCUACAUCAGGGGGGAAGAGGAAGGGGUGGGAUUGGGGGAGGAGGAGGAGGAGAAGUACGGCGAGGCUGCGGUCCUGAGACUCCCUGCGGCCGCAGCCUGGUAGCCAUGGAGCAAGCUCACCGACAGGCGGUGGGGGAGCUGCAGAGGCAACAUGAACGCCAGGUGAAGGAGCUGGAGACGGAGAAAAACAGGCUGCUGCUGGAGGAGACGCAGGACACAGCACGAGUGAUGGAGGCUUUGAGGAAGAAGCACAAGGAGGAGUUGGAGAGAGAGGUGGAGACGGUGAAGAGGCUGAGCAGCGGGAUGUUGGACUCGCAGACUUUGCGAGCUCAGCAGCAGGCAGAAACUCAGUCCUUGCAGAGAGAGCUGGCUGGACUGUCAGAGCGCUAUUCUCAGAAGUGCCUGGAGCUAAACCGAGCUGAACAAACCAACGCUGAGAGAGAGAGAGUGAUCAGCCGCAAGGAGAGAGACAUGGAGCAGCUGAAGAAAGAGAACCAGGACUUAAAGGUCCGCUUGGCGGAGGAGAUCAGCCGCAUACGGUCCGGUGUCACAGAUCAGGGCUCAAAGGACAACAAAGACAGGACAUCCUGUGAACUGGAGGUUCUUCUCAGGGUGAAAGAAAACGAGAUAGAGUACUUGCACAAAGAGAUCAGCUGCCUAAGGAAUGAACUGCAGUUUCUUAACACGGAGAAACGUGUGGCCUGUGAAAGAUACACGGAGGUACGCGAAGAGCUGAGUGGCAUGAAGGGCCGGAGCGACCGAGAGAUCCAGAGUUUAAAGGAGCAUCUGAGGUUGGCCAUGGCUGCUCUGCAUGAGGGACAAAAACUGGGAAACAGCCUGGACCACUGAGAACCUGUUGCUGGUGUGUCUACAGGUGGCUGCAACAAAGACAGAUAGAGGAGCAGAGGAGAAGACAAGUGGACUUGUACAGUUGUACAGUUCUGACUGUGUGGGGACCAUGAUCGUGCCUUAGAUUUCAAUCACUCUGCCAAGGAGCAGCAUAGAGUAGACAUUAGCUGGUUUUAUUACACUGGGCUACACAUGAUGUAUAAAAACUGCACUUUUUUUUAAUUCUAGCUUUUGUUUUCGUGAGUGAAAGCAUGUGUGAGUGCACAUUUUGUCUUAAAACUGGAACAUUUGUCGAGCAGCAUGUUAUAUAUUUUUAUCAGGUAUUGUAGAUACAGAGUUCAUGCUGCAUUAGCUUUUUGUUGGAUAAACUUCUCCUUGCCAUUGCGUCUUCUAGAAAAAAAGACAGAUAAAGAAGAGCUAUUGUCAUCGCAGUUUUAUGUUGUACAGCUUAUGGUUCACUUUUCCUAACAUUUCUUAGGAAAUGGGUGCUUAUCAUUUGGUGUAAUUAUUUUCUGCCUUGCAACAUUUUUUGCUUUUAAAAUCUGAAGAAAAUUGGGAUUGCUGCAGGACAAGACAGCAAAGGGUUUUUUUAUAAAAAAAAAAAAAAUCCUAUCAUGAGUGAGAAGUUGGUCUAAUUGUAUAGACUCACAUUUAGGAUCAUUCAUGCAAAAGCUGUUGAAUGAAUGUCGUCCCACAUCAUAGAUGUCUUUAUUUUUUAAACCAUGGCUGAGAAGCAACAACUGAAGCUUCUCGUCCUCCCUGAUCAUUCUUUGGCAUGUACACUAUGUGCCACACCCACAACAAAUGACAGGUGUUGCAUUGAUGAGCCAAUUUUUUUAUGGACAGUAUGUAUUGUGAUAAAAUGACCUAUCUACCUGCAUUUUGAAAACCCUUUCAUAUUUAAUGUAUUGAAGAGUCUGUAUCAUCUUUGUAAAUUAUACACAUUUUUGCAAUCAAUAAAAAAAGGUCAGCAAAA